AUGGGGAGAGUCAAGCAACCAGCUGUCCUUAGAUGGGAGCUGCCCCUGGCAGCAGCGGAGGCGCUCAUGACAACUUGCGUGGCCCCAACCGAGGGAUACAGUGUGUGCAGCCUGGAGUCACGUACCACUAGAGCCCUGGGGGUGUCUGAGAGCACCUGCCUGGAUAAACCCAGACAGGUCUCCCUGCUAUAUACCUCCAAUGGCAAUUGGUACCACACCUGCGGAGGGACCCUGAUAGCCAACAACUGGGUCCUGACAGCUGCCCACUGCAUCAACUCCUCCAGGACCUACGGCGUGGCGCUGGGACGGCACAACCUCUGCAUUGCGGAGUCCGGCUCGCUGGCCGUCAGUGUCUCUAAGACUGUGGAACAUCCGGACUGGGACUCCAACGAUGUCUCCAAUGGGUACGACAUUGCCCUGGUCAAACUGACUAACCCCGUCUGCCUCACCGACAAGAUCCAGCUGGCCUGCCUCCCUCCUGCUGGCACCAUUCUACCCAACAACUACCCCUGCUACGUCACGGGCUGGGGAUAUCUGCAUACCAACGGGCAUGCUGCUUGUGUCCUGCAGCAGGGUCGGUUGCUGGUUGUGGACUAUGCCACCUGCUCCCGCCCUGACUGGUGGGGCAGCACCGUGAAACCCUGUAUGAUCUGUGCUGGGGGUGAUGGCGUCAUCUCCAGCUGCUACGGAGACUCUGGCGGGCCGCUGAACUGUCAGGCAGCUGACGGCCGGUGGGAGGUGCAUGGCAUCGUCAGCUUUGGGUCUAGCCUCGGCUGCAACUACCCCCAAAAGCCGUCCGUCUUCACACGGGUCUCCAAAUACAUCGACUGGAUCAAUUCGGUAAGAACCGGACGAGCCCAAAGCCCCAGGGCACUUACCUGCCCACCUGGACUUGGGAGUGCCGUGCCCACCUGGCAACUGAGAACCCCCUCCUUCCUCUUGAGAGCUAGAUGGGAACCCCUUGGAGGAGGCUGCAGACCUUGGCAAUGCUGGGCCCCCCAUGGGACCCCAAAAUUUCUGUGUGGGUAAAGCUGAGUGAAAAGCAACAU
Messenger RNA from Cercocebus atys (sooty mangabey), 1049 nucleotides. RefSeq names its product chymotrypsin-like elastase family member 2A. Gene Ontology annotation, biological process: proteolysis. The transcript is spliced from 6 exons. NCBI's taxonomy places the organism in Eukaryota, Metazoa, Chordata, Mammalia, Primates, Cercopithecidae. Gene Ontology annotation, molecular function: serine-type endopeptidase activity. The coding region runs from base 1 to 1029 and encodes 342 amino acids. The record is from RefSeq and is a predicted model, not a curated record.